AUGGACACUCCAAUCUUCAAGCGUGCGCGACUUGCCCGUGACGAAGGACGAUCGAUGUCCUGCUCGCAGACACUCAUUGACUACUUUGGAACCCUGCCGCCUGAGCUUCUUGAAGAGAUCUUCAGUCUCGUUCCGAACCCAUCCCGUUUAGUGCUCGCUUCUCGAACAUGGCACGCCGUAUCCGAAUCAACAGCAACGCGCCUGAGGUGGUUGCAAAAUCACUUUCCCAAGCUGCCGUGCGUGCAGGUGUAUCCCGAAGUAUUCGGCAUUGUCGGAAAUCUUUCGAUCGACGACGUUCCUCAGCGCAGUAUUGGCGGUCGACCAGCGGCAAAGGUUCUUCGAUAUUUUCCGCGUCAAAUCCUGAAUGACGGCUUGCUCGCUCGCACGGUGGGAUUUUACCUGGACGCACGCACGGAAUCUUUGCACGUCGAUGGGUCACCCUCUUUGACUGUUGAUGAGGAACACAUGAUGAUACACGCCGGCUCGGUACUUGCGGAGGACACAAGUACGCAAGCCACGACACGAGCGCUACUACAGUACGCGGCGGCGGCGGGAUACGUUGACACGAUGCGCCUACUUCUCUGCGCUCGAUCGAACGAUGGCCGAAACUGUAGCUCUUCAACGGCGUCGUCCACCCAUGCUUCUCCAAGUUUCCGACGGGUCGCUCCUUACGACAUUUUGACGGCACUCACUUGCUCCAUCUCCGCACGGCAGCAACUAACCACGCACGUCCUUUUCCGAUACAUCCACGAAACCCAUCUGAAAUUCGAUCUCUCCGGUCUUCCGGAGACCGCUACACACCCUUCCUUCUCCUAUGCUAACUUGGAGGGCAUGUUCCGCCGUGCCACGGGUGCAGCCGCCGAAGGCUCGGUUCUCUCCCCUUCUGACAUGGUGGCGCUCGUCGAGCUGGUUGAGCCGAGGAGCGCUCAAUCUCUGUUGAUCGAUUACUGUCUGCUGCAACUUUUAAGCGAAUGGCCAGGGAACAUGAACGGCACACCACUGCGAGACGGCCACGCAUUGCAGUGGCGAAGAGGGUCGUACGUCGGGAAAUCUGAAGAGCCGUCCAUACUAGGCCUCGACCUCGUUGCUACGAUGUUACACCACCGAUGUGCCGUCAUGACCCAACUGCAUCCGUCUCAACUCAACUUGCCCACCCACGAUUUCAGUGAAUCAGCUUUGCACGCUUUCCUGAGUGCUGCGCUCAACCCGCACUACAAUUUUCUGAGCACGGCGGGCUCCAACCGCGUCACUCCGGCUCUACUGCGCGCUCACGACGCGUAUAUCAUCUACGAUAUCCUGCAGACCAUCUUGCAACGGGACUUUGCUUCGUGCCUUCGCCUUUUGUUGGAAUCGGGGCUCGAUCCAGAUCUGGACAAUCGGUGGCCAUUACGGUUGGCAUGUCUUUCUUCGGCCAAACGAUGUGUGCGGGAGCUGGUGGUUAUCCGAGGGGUCACUCCGGCGCUUUCGAUCGUCAGGGAGACCGCCGCGAUGGGUCAUGAGGAUGUCUUGAAGAUGCUGUUGGGGAUUGAGUCGACGGACAGAGUCAAUCACAUCUACACCUUCCCCUCGGCUUCCUCGCCCAUAAGCACAUCGUUCGGCCAGCGCCGAUCCUUCAUGCCCCCAUUAGGGGAGAAGCCCUCGAAGCCCGUCGAUAUACCCCGUGCCACACUCUCUGCAGCGCUCAUAGCAGCAAGCGAAAACAACCGACCGUGCGUUGCCCAACUACUACUACGUCACGGGGCCGAUCCCUGCGCUUCCAACGGCUUGCCUCUGCGUAUCGCCCUCGCGCGCGGCUUUACGACGGUGGUUCGCAUUCUCAUCGAGUGGGGAGCGGAGUUGCCUGAAGCGUUGCUAUCUGAGAAGACAUGCGUGCACGACCGCGCUUCCUCGAUACUGUCGCCGGGUGCAUUCAAAUUCUCGUCGCUGCCCGGCAUGUCAUCUUGGGCUCCAGCGGGCUCAUGGCCGUCCUCUCCUGCUGCCAGCGAUGAUGGGGUGAAAUUUUCAUUGGAACAUGUUCCGAAAAUGGACAUUGGAAGCGAUGUCAUGGCCUCGGCCCCCUUAGCCUCACCUUCGCCGCAGCUGUUUUCCGCGGCAUCGUCUCCUUCCGUUGUGUCGACUCCUUAUUGCGAAGACUGCCCGUUUGAUAGCCUACCGGAUGCGAUGUCCAUCGACGGUGCCGAUAACGUCAAGACGGCUAUCGAUGCAUUAUACCCGCCUGCUGAGGAAGUGAUGGCCAGCGAUACCAGACAGCCGACCGUACAUUCUGAGAUAUCGUACCCCGGGUCUCGAGACUAUGCCGCCGCCUUGGCGGAUGUUGCUGAACGCAUGGCUGCAUCAGCAACACACCUCUCCGCGCGGGCCCUUCGCCGCGCCAAAGGUCAAACCAGCAGCAACAAAUCGCAUACCAACUCAACCAAGAGCCAAAGUUCGGGGUCGUCUCGAUUCUCCAGCACAUCCACCUCCGCCAGCAAGCCUGCUUCCACAGUCGGCGCUUUCGCGAACUCUACGGCCAGCACAGCAACACUCAACAACCGAAUCUUUGCCGCUUUGAACAACCAAACGGGAGCAAAAUCUUUCUCGACAUCUUUUGGUGCCGCUGGGCUGCCAGGCUUUGCGGCUGCCACGGCUGCUUGCUCUCCCUCGCCUGCUGCGCAAGUUGGAGUUUCUGCGAACGCUACUCCGACUAAGGCGAAUAUGAGGGCGAGGAGCAGUGGUGCUGGUAUGCUGGCUCUUGCUGAGGAAGCGGAAGAUGAAGAAUCUCAUUGGUGGGUGGUGGGGUUUGGAUUAGAGGGUGAUGGAGCGCUAGACCAGUUUACGGAAGACCAUGGUAAUAGUCGGUCGCACCUGGCGCCGCUCAUAAAUGAGGGUUCAACAGACGAUCCGAGCGUCGCUUGCAGCUCACGCAAUGGGACUGUGGCUCUUGCCUCUGAGGCAUAUUUGGAGGUGCAUUAUCUGGAGGUGCAUUAUCGCCCCAGGUUAUCCACCAGGGGGAUAGGUUCCGAAGCAGGGCGGAAAAGUGUGGGGUGGAAGUGUGGGGAACAGGGGCGUCAUUUCCGCGUCAAGCUUGGUGGAGCGUCACCUGCGUCAGCCUCUGUCCUCAAGAAUCUCAACGCAUAUAAGAGCAGGAAACUUUCUUACAACCAAGCGACAAACAUCAACGCACUCAAACCUCAAGAAGCACACUUCUUAUCAGAAUGGGUGACUGUCAAUGCAGCAGACCGUAACAAGGUGGCCAUCUCAGACCCUGAUGAGUGCAAAUGCUAA
This is a messenger RNA of Fimicolochytrium jonesii, 3264 nucleotides long. RefSeq lists its product as uncharacterized. Gene Ontology annotation, molecular function: protein binding. Gene Ontology annotation, cellular component: cytoplasm; nucleus. Lineage: Eukaryota; Fungi; Chytridiomycota; Chytridiomycetes; Spizellomycetales; Powellomycetaceae. The transcript has 7 exons. Bases 1 to 3264 code for a protein of 1087 amino acids. The record is from RefSeq and is a predicted model, not a curated record.